Molecule: messenger RNA, 1875 nt
Organism: Acanthaster planci (crown-of-thorns starfish)
Lineage: Eukaryota; Metazoa; Echinodermata; Asteroidea; Valvatida; Acanthasteridae
Product: cytochrome P450 3A9-like
Molecular function (GO): heme binding; steroid hydroxylase activity; iron ion binding
Source: RefSeq, a predicted model, not a curated record
GCAAACCAGCGCGGCGGUUAUACUGGGUCUAGACGUCAAGUGUCAGACCAAUCUCGACCAUCCGUUUGUUACUAGGAUCGAGAGAGCUUUUAACCCAACGUUGUUCACGCUGAUUCCAAUACUCUUUCCACCAUUGGGCCCACUUUUUGAAAUGAUGGGAGCCAACAUUGUCUCUAAGGAGUCAUCUGAGUUCUUCAAGAAAGUGAUUCAUCAGUCUCUGGAAGGAGGAGACAGGAUACGACAGCGUGAGGGCAAAGGUGCCAAUAAGUAUAUAACUUUGGUGGAGCAGCUCUACGAAAACACAAAUGUUCCUGGAAGCGAAAAGUCUCCAGAAGAGGCUGGUAAACCCAAGAAACUUACCUACAACGAGUUUAUAGGAAUGAAUGUGCUUCAGCUGUCCGUAGGUAACGAAGCAACGACCACGAUCCUGACAUGCACCGCCUAUCAGCUUGCUCUGAGCCCUGAAGUUCAGGACAAAAUCAUCGAAGAGAUCGACAGGAAUGCGCCUAACCCCGAAGACAUUAACUACGACACAAUGAGCAAAAUGAAAUAUAUGGAGAUGGUGAUAUACGAGUGUUUUCGCCUUUAUCCCCCGGUCGUGUCAACCGACCGGGAAUGCGCAGAGACCGUAACAUACGGCAAGUACACUCUGCCGAAGGGAUUGGUGGUCCACAUCCCGGCUUAUUCAGUGCAACAUGAUGAGGAUCUUUGGCCAAAUCCAGAGGAAUUUCGACCCGAGAGGUUUAGCCCUGAGAACAAGGAUUCCGUCGAACCAUUGGCAUGGCUUCCCUUUGGUGGUGGUCCACGGGCCUGUGUCGCCGUGAAACUCAUCCUGCUCCUAAUGAAAGUCUUUCUGACUCGAGUUCUCCAAGAGUAUCGCUUCGAAGCUUGCCCCGAAACACCGGUGAGUUGGCAGGGGUUGGGCUGGGAUGAUAUUUAUACGUGUGUUCCCAAGACCGGUGUAAUCGGUUCAAGGGUGAGUCCAGGAGAGGAAGGUGAACUGGGGCCAUGUCUCCUCCCCCGAAGGGACAAAACUACUUUUGGAAGAAACAAAGGGCGGUUUUGCCAAAAAGUCUUAAAAUGUGCCUCACUGAAACUACUAAUUUACUGAAACUGUACAUCACUCAUCGCACAACGCCAGCAUUUUUGAAGGUGGAUUAGAAACGCACUGCAAUGCGGUUAUAACGCCAAAAAUGAAAUAUAUUAUUAUUGUCAGAAUCAGGAUUUCCAGGGUUUUGAAAAAAAUGGACUGUAUUUUAAAUAAUUCCAGACGACAUGGUCUGAGUCGGCGGAAAAAUAAAUCGAAGUUAUCUUACUUCCUCUAAUAUACCACAAGCACUUACAGAUUAAUGUAUUCCAUGUUAGUUUUAUGUAAGAUUUAUUCUAAUUUCUUUCCUCCUCUGACUUUACUGGGUUCAUACUCCGGUAAUCCGGUAAACAAAUGUAGCUGGCAUAAUAUGAAAAUUAUGACACCUGCUUACAUUAUUUAUUUGUUUACUAGUUUACGCCAUUUUAUUGCCAGCCAACUAGUGGAAAUUAGUGCGUUUCCGGCCAAGAUAGCGGAAAGUUUUCACACGCUGUGCGAAAAUACAAAUAUCCUAAAUCUAAAGGAUACAUACAUGUAUAUUUCAAAAUAACAAGAAAAACCCAGGGAUUCUGUUCCCGGAAGAUAAUUAAUAAUUAACAACAAAAAUAAAUAAGGGGCCUAGCUUGAAGAUGCGUUGAAGUUGGCGAUGACUUGUCUGGCUUCACUUGGCAAUAAGCCGGAGAGCUUGCAGUUAAAGGACUUGCAGUUCAAGGGGGCUUGAAUGAAUUCCGAGGACGUUGGCUACGUGUAGAUGGUGUGCAGAGCUCGAUUGCACAACCUCUCCUUAA